Molecule: messenger RNA, 1746 nt
Organism: Spodoptera litura
Lineage: Eukaryota; Metazoa; Arthropoda; Insecta; Lepidoptera; Noctuidae
Source: RefSeq, a predicted model, not a curated record
AACACAGUGAAGUGCAGUAAACAAAAAAUAUUAUUUCAGCGUUCUGAUGUUAUUUUAUUAAUGUUUGCUUAAGGAUUUCUUGUAGCAACGAUGUCUGGAGAGGAUAAAAAGUAUUACAAAUGGACGCAAGAUAAUUUGGAAAAAGCCUUAGAUUGUUUGAAAAAGAAAUGCAUGGGAAUUAAUCAGUGUUCACGAAUGUUCAAUAUACCUAAGCCCACUUUAAAGAGACAUUUGUUAAGUUCGAACAAAUAUGCGAAUGAAAACACCGUUUCUAAGGGCAGACCAACUGUUUUUAGCAAUGACGUUGAACAAGAGCUUACGUCGCAUUUGUUAAACAUGGAAAAACAUAUGUUUGGACUCACAAUAAAUGAUGUUCGAAAGCUGGCUUACGACAUUGUGGAAAAAAAUAGCAUUCCAAACACUUUUUCAGAAACGACUAAAAAAGCUGGGAAAAAAUGGUUUUACUCAUUUCUUAAAAGACAUCCGGAACUUAGUGUUCGCCAACCCGAAGCAACAUCUUUGAAUAGAGCUAAAGGAUUCAACCGCGAAAACGUCACAGAAUUCUACAACCUUUUGGAGCAAAUAAUAGAUAAGGAGCAGUUGACUCCUGAAAAAACUUAUAACGUAGACGAGUCGGGAUUUUCAACCGUACAAAAGAAACCCCAAAAAAUUGUAGGUGAAAAGGGUAAAAGUAGAAUAGCUGCCAUAAGCAGUGGCGAAAGAGGGGUAAAUACGACAGUUGUGUGCUGCGCCAGUGCAUCCGGACAUUUUGUGCCCCCUAUGAUCAUAUUCAAAAGAGUCAGAUACUCACCAUUGUUGGCCCAAGGGAAACCACCGGGAAGUAUUGUUGUAAACUCAGAGAGUGGCUAUAUCAAUAGCGAAUUAUUUGUCCAAUGGCUUCAACAUUUUAUUAGUGUUGUAAAACCAACAACCCAAGACAAAGUUUUACUGCUGCUUGAUGGGCACACGACACAUUCCAAAAACUUGGAAGCUGUUUUAAUGGCUAGAGAUAAUGGAAUUAUCUUGCUCCAGCUACCAGGCCACACUACGCAUAGGCUUCAGCCUUUAGACGUUUCUUUUUUUAAACCAUUUAAUGGAUACUAUACUGAAGCCAUAGAAAAAUGGCUUCUAGUCAAUCCUGGCCAAAGUGUGACUCAGUACCAAAUAUGCGCACUGCUAAAUGAAAGCUAUGGACGAGCUGCUUCUGUUGCAAAUGCUCAGAGUGGAUUUAGAGUAACAGGUAUUUGGCCAACAGACCGCAACGUUUUCAAAAAGCAUGAUUUUCUUGCUGCUGAACUAAUGAGUACAAGUGCCACUCUAAGCCACUCUAAUGAUAUCGAAAACCCCGGGUGCUCUACAGGAAAUGUUGUUACAGACCAACCCAGCACUAAAGAAACUCCCAAACCCAAUCCAACCAAAGAAACAACUAAGUCAAAUGUGAGUGAGGAGAAUUGUGCAGCUACCAGGAACAAUGAAGCAAUUAAAAAUAGGAAAGUGAAAAAAGAGUCCAUAAGUAGUGAAUCUGAAAUAGAAGAAGUUGUGCUACAAGACGAAUCUGACGAUAAUGAAGAAAUUGAGAUGGAAGAUGAAAAUUAUUGCUGUAUAUGUAAUGGCUAUUACUUUGAUAAAAAGGGACCAAAAGUGGAAUGGGUUAAGUGUUUACGAUGCCAAAAAUGGUUUCACGAAACAUGCGGAGACAACCCUGACAUAUGUGAAAAAUGUUUGAAAAAGAAAAGAGUUGAUUAA